UCUUACAGAAUUCUAAUCUCUCGAUCAUAUAUUUAUACCUGGGAACUUUAUACCACGGAAAACUAGUGGCCGCUGCACUGAAGGGUAGACAAACUCCUCAUCCCAGAUAGCGAACCUUGUGAGAGAACUACUGAGCAGGCAUGGACAGAGAGUGGGGUUCGAAACCAGGGAGUGGAGGUGCUGCUUCUGCACAGAAUGAAGCGAUUGAUCGAAGGGAGCGUCUCAGGCGUCUCGCCCUCGAGACCAUCGAUCUCGCAAAAGAUCCAUACUUUAUGCGAAAUCAUCUCGGCAGUUACGAAUGCAAACUAUGCUUGACCCUACACAAUAAUGAAGGCAAUUAUUUGGCACAUACUCAAGGAAAGAGACAUCAGACAAAUUUAGCUAAGCGUGCUGCUCGUGAAGCAAAAGAUGCUCCAGCCCAACCACAACCAAAUAGAAGGAAAGUUGCUCCAAAGAAAUCAGUUAAAAUUGGUAGGCCUGGUUACAGGGUUACCAAGCAAUUUGACCCAGAGACAAAGCAGCGCUCACUUCUUUUCCAGAUUGAAUAUCCAGAAAUAGAGGAAGGCUCUAAACCAAGGCACCGUUUUAUGUCCUCAUUUGAGCAGAGGAUUCAAUCAUGGGAUAAACGAUACCAAUAUCUUCUAUUUGCAGCAGAGCCAUAUGAGAUUAUUGCAUUCAAGGUUCCGAGUACAGAGAUAGACAAGGCAACAUCUAAAUUCUUUUCUCACUGGGAUCCAGACACAAAAAUGUUUACGCUACAACUAUACUUCAAAGUCAAGACGAUGGAAGCUAACAAGGGUGCUGCACCUUCAAGUACUAAUGGUGCUUCAGCUCCCACUGGUCCUCCUACUGGUCCUCCUAGGCAACCACCCCCACCACCACAAGGAGCACCCCCUCCUGGUGGAGCUCCUUUGCCACCACCAAGAGGACCCAUGCCCCCAAUGGGUGGUCCACCACCACCACCGUCAUCACUGAAUGGACCACCUAGGCCUAUGCCUCCUGGUGGACCAUUUACAAACCAAACAAGUGGAGGCCCACCUAUGCCACCACCACCUAUGGGUGGAAAUCAGAUGGCAAACUUCACUCCUGGAAGUCAGAUGGGCCGUCCACCCCCACCACCUCCACAGGGUUUCCCUAUGCAACAGCUUCAAGGACAGGGAGUACAACCUGGGCCGCCACCACCACCAAAUAUGGGCCACCAAAUGAUGCAAAGGCCACCACCCUUGCAAUAACUAAGUUGCUUAUAAUUCAAUCUAAAUGGGACAAUGCCAUUGAACUUUAUGUGAAGGGAAAAGUUUAUAUUGGCAUGAUGGAAGGCAAUAGAAGUUGAAUUUUUUUGUAGCACCCAAGUUUAUAUACAAUAGCUUUCCACCACACAUGGUUUUGUUGAAAUGGCAUUAACAAUGUUGAAUCUUUCUUAUUGCUAUACUAAGUUCUGCCAUCAGCUUAGUUAGACUUAUUUUAAUGACAAUGAAAUUGUCUUUUGUGUGAAAAUUCAUGAAUGUAGACAGUGGUCAUAUUUGGUUAUUAUA
Messenger RNA from Cryptomeria japonica (Japanese cedar), 1532 nucleotides. RefSeq lists its product as uncharacterized. The coding region runs from base 141 to 1232 and encodes 363 amino acids. Gene Ontology annotation, biological process: spliceosomal complex assembly. Gene Ontology annotation, cellular component: catalytic step 2 spliceosome; U2 snRNP; U2-type prespliceosome. Gene Ontology annotation, molecular function: zinc ion binding; nucleic acid binding. The record is from RefSeq and is a predicted model, not a curated record. Lineage: Eukaryota; Viridiplantae; Streptophyta; Pinopsida; Cupressales; Cupressaceae. The transcript is spliced from 7 exons.